UCGCAGGUUUGCUUUUUAAUUCUCUCGGUUUCCUGUUCCGGAGGCGCUGGCGACGCUAAGGUCUAGGCAGCUGCAAUUUGAGUCUGGCUUUACUCUAACGGCGACCUCGCGGCCUGAGAGCCUUUUGCAGGACGCUCUGCCAGGGGCUGUGAAGGAUACAGAAAUGUUUGUGAAUCAACCCGUUUCAUCAAGGAGCUCAUAAUCUAGUGGAGGAGUUAGACAUGCGCACACGUGACUGUAAUAUGAGGCAGUCUCUGAGCUUAUAUUCUCUGUGGAAGAUGUGACAUACCCAGAUAAUACGUCACCAUGCAAGGCAGUACCUGUCAUAGAAUGUCAUUCCACCCAGGACGAGGGUGUCCCCGAGGGCGAGGAGGACAUGGAUCCAGACCCUCAGCACCAGCCUUCAGGCCCCAAAAUCUGAGACUGCUUCACCCUCAGCAGCCUCCUGUGCAAUACCAAUACGAACCUCCGAGCGCCCCUUCCACCACGUUCUCCAACGCCCCAGCUCCCAAUUUCCUGCCUCCACGACCGGACUUCGUGCCCUUCCCUCCACCCAUGCCUCCAUCAGCACAAGGCCCCCUUCCCCCCUGCCCGAUCCGGCCCCCCUUCCCCAGCCACCAGAUGAGGCCCCCCUUUCCCGUGCCUCCCUGUUUUCCUCCCAUGCCGCCUCCGAUGCCCUGUCCCAAUAACCCCCCAGUCCCUGGAGCACCUCCUGGACAGGGCACUUUCCCCUUCAUGAUGCCCCCUCCAUCCAUGCCCCACCCCCCACCUCCUCCCGUAGUGCCUCAGCAGGUCAAUUACCAGUACCCUCCGGGAUACUCGCACCACAGUUUCCCACCUCCCAAUUUUAAUAGCUUCCAGAACAACCUCAGUUCCUUCUCACCCAGUGCUAAUAAUAGCAGUAGCCCUCAUUUUAGGCACCUCCCUCCAUACCCACUCCCAAAGGCUCCCAGUGAGAGGAGGUCCCCAGAAAGGCUCAAGCACUAUGAUGAUCACAGACGCCGGGAUCACAGUCACGGGAGGGGCGAGAGGCAUCGUUCCCUGGAUCGGCGGGAGCGAGGCCGAAGUCCUGACAGGAGAAGGCAGGACAGCCGCUACAGAUCCGAUUAUGACCGGGGGAGGACACCGUCCCGCCACAGGAGCUAUGAGCGGAGCAGAGAGCGGGAACGGGAGAGACACAGGCACCGGGACAGCCGAAGAUCACCGUCUCUGGAAAGGUCCUACAAAAAAGAGUAUAAGAGAUCUGGAAGGAGUUAUGGUUUGCCGGGUGCUUCUGAACCUGCUGGAUGCACACCAGAAUUAUCUGGGGAGAUUAUUAAAAAUACAGAUUCUUGGGCCCCACCCCCGGAGACUGUGAAUCAUCGCUCCCCAAGUAGGGAGAAGAAGAGAGCUCGUUGGGAGGAAGAAAAAGACAGAUGGAGUGACAACCAGAGCUCCGGCAAAGAGAAGAAUGGUAGCUCAGUCAAGGAAAGAGAGCCGGAGGAGUCGCUGCCCGACAGAAAUGAGGAGGACGACGACGAGCUCCUUAAGCCUGUGUGGAUCCGAUGCACCCACUCAGAAAGCUACUACUCCAGUGACCCCAUGGAUCAGGUGGGAGAUUCUACGGUAGUUGGAACGAGUAGGCUCCGCGACUUAUAUGACAAAUUUGAGGAAGAGUUGGGGAGCAGGCAAGAGAAGGCCAAAGCUGCUAGACCCCCGUGGGAGCCUCCCAAGACGAAGCUAGAUGAAGAUUUAGAGAGUUCCAGUGAAUCCGAAUGUGAGUCCGAUGAGGACAGCACCUGUUCUAGCAGCUCAGACUCUGAAGUUUUCGACGUCAUUGCAGAAAUCAAACGCAAAAAGGCCCAUCCUGACCGACUUCACGAUGAACUUUGGUACAAUGACCCAGGCCAGAUGAAUGAUGGCCCACUCUGCAAAUGCAGCGCAAAAGCGAGACGCACGGGAAUCAGGCACAGCAUUUAUCCCGGAGAAGAGGCCAUCAAGCCCUGUCGUCCUAUGACCAACAAUGCUGGCAGACUUUUCCACUAUCGAAUUACAGUCUCACCUCCUACAAACUUUUUAACUGACAGGCCAACUGUUAUCGAAUAUGAUGAUCAUGAGUAUAUCUUUGAAGGAUUUUCUAUGUUUGCACACGCCCCCCUGACCAAUAUUCCACUGUGUAAAGUAAUUAGAUUCAACAUAGACUACACGAUUCAUUUCAUUGAGGAGAUGAUGCCUGAGAAUUUUUGUGUGAAAGGACUUGAACUCUUUUCAUUAUUCCUAUUCAGAGAUAUUUUGGAAUUGUAUGACUGGAAUCUUAAAGGUCCUUUGUUUGAAGACAGUCCUCCCUGCUGCCCAAGAUUUCAUUUCAUGCCACGUUUUGUAAGAUUUCUUCCAGACGGAGGAAAGGAAGUACUGUCCAUGCACCAGAUCCUCCUUUACUUAUUACGGUGUAGCAAAGCCCUGGUUCCCGAAGAGGAGAUUGCCAAUAUGCUUCAGUGGGAAGAACUUGAGUGGCAGAAAUAUGCGGAAGAAUGCAAAGGCAUGAUUGUCACCAACCCUGGGACGACCUGGCACCACAUUUCAUCCUCUGCAGUACUUGCUUUGGAAGAUUGCCCAGUGAAACCAAGCUCUGUCCGCAUCGAUCAACUGGAUCGUGAACAGUUCAACCCCGAUGUGAUUACUUUUCCUAUUAUUGUCCACUUUGGGAUACGCCCUGCACAGUUGAGUUAUGCUGGAGACCCACAGUACCAGAAACUGUGGAAGAGUUAUGUAAAACUUCGCCACCUCCUAGCAAAUAGCCCUAAAGUCAAACAAACUGACAAGCAGAAGCUGGCACAGAGGGAGGAAGCACUCCAAAAAAUACGACAGAAGAAUACCAUGAGGCGAGAAGUAACAGUGGAGCUGAGUAGCCAAGGAUUCUGGAAAACUGGCAUCCGUUCUGAUGUCUGUCAGCAUGCAAUGAUGCUCCCUGUUUUGACCCAUCAUAUUCGAUACCACCAGUGCCUAAUGCAUCUGGACAAGCUGAUAGGAUAUACUUUCCAAGAUCGUUGUCUGUUACAGCUGGCAAUGACCCACCCAAGUCAUCACUUAAAUUUUGGAAUGAAUCCUGAUCAUGCCAGGAACUCUUUGUCUAACUGUGGAAUUCGGCAACCCAAAUAUGGAGAUAGAAAAGUUCAUCACAUGCACAUGCGGAAAAAAGGAAUUAACACCUUAAUAAAUAUUAUGUCACGCCUUGGCCAAGAUGACCCAACUCCCUCAAGGAUUAAUCACAACGAACGGUUGGAGUUCCUGGGUGAUGCUGUUGUUGAAUUUCUGACCAGUGUCCAUUUGUACUAUUUGUUUCCUAGUCUAGAAGAGGGAGGAUUAGCAACCUAUCGGACUGCCAUCGUUCAGAACCAGCACCUUGCCAUGCUAGCAAAGAAACUUGAACUGGAUCGAUUUAUGCUUUAUGCUCAUGGACCUGACCUUUGUAGAGAAUCAGACCUUCGACAUGCCAUGGCUAAUUGUUUUGAAGCAUUAAUAGGAGCUGUUUACUUGGAGGGAAGCCUGGAGGAAGCCAAACAGUUAUUUGGACGCUUACUCUUUAAUGAUCCGGACUUGCGCGAAGUCUGGCUCAAUUAUCCUCUCCACCCACUCCAGCUUCAAGAGCCAAAUACUGAUCGACAACUUAUUGAGACUUCUCCAGUUCUGCAGAAACUUACUGAAUUUGAAGAUGCAAUUGGAGUAAUUUUUACCCAUGUUCGACUUUUGGCAAGAGCAUUCACAUUGAGAACUGUGGGAUUUAACCACCUGACCCUAGGCCACAAUCAGAGGAUGGAAUUCCUCGGUGACUCCAUAAUGCAGCUGGUAGCCACAGAGUACUUAUUCAUUCAUUUCCCAGAUCAUCAUGAAGGACACUUAACUCUGUUGCGAAGCUCUUUGGUGAAUAACAGAACUCAAGCCAAGGUAGCAGAGGAAUUGGGCAUGCAGGAAUAUGCCAUCACCAACGACAAGACCAAGAGGCCUGUGGCCCUUAGGACCAAGACCUUGGCCGACCUUUUGGAAUCAUUUAUUGCAGCUCUGUACAUUGAUAAGGAUUUGGAAUAUGUUCAUACUUUCAUGAAUGUUUGUUUCUUUCCACGAUUAAAAGAGUUCAUUUUGAAUCAGGAUUGGAAUGACCCCAAAUCCCAGCUUCAGCAGUGUUGCUUGACGCUUAGGACAGAAGGAAAAGAGCCAGACAUUCCUCUGUACAAGACUCUGCAGACAGUGGGGCCAUCCCAUGCUAGGACCUAUACCGUGGCUGUCUACUUCAAGGGAGAAAGAAUCGGCUGUGGGAAAGGCCCAAGUAUUCAGCAAGCAGAAAUGGGAGCAGCAAUGGAUGCACUUGAAAAAUAUAACUUUCCCCAGAUGGCCCAUCAGAAGCGGUUCAUUGAACGGAAAUACAGACAAGAGUUAAAAGAAAUGAGGUGGGAAAGAGAGCAUCAAGAGAAAGAGCCAGAUGAGACUGAAGACAUAAAGAAAUAAAGGAGAGCACGAAAGUGGUGGUGUAUUUACUUGCUUAAUAACUGUGACUGUUGCCGGUUGAGACCUAGCCUAGUUCUCCUGGAGACAGUUAUGAAUAAAGUGUGCCCACUGAAAUAAAACACAGUCAAAUCACUCUUGUUGUUUUACUGAUCUCAUAUUCAGUUUUUAGCUGGAGAGUCUUUAUUACAACGUAUUUGAUUUCUCUCCUAUUGAAUGGAAAACUUCACUUGGGUAAAUGUGCAUAUUCCCUAUGAUUUUGUUCUUUAAAUAGUAAAAUUUGAAACAUAUAUUCUAUGUGGAAUAGAUCCUGAUUUUUCUAUCUUUCUGAGAUUGUGACUCCAGACUUUUAGCUGACAGGCAAAAAAUUCACUUUACCAGAUUUUUGGGCUGUGCUCUGUAAACAUCAGUACUGUUUGAAAUCUCUGGAUUAUUCACUCGAUCUUUCAGCUUUCAUCUGGGUGUUUGUCAUGGUCUCAGCUGCAGACAUUGUGCUUACCGUCGCUAACUGGUGAAUCCUGUGUAGAAGGUAUCUCUGUAACACUUAACUGGCUAAUGGUGGGGUGCGGUGGGGGAAGACUGAUACUUGAGUCAUACGUAUUCCUUGAGUCACGAGAAUAGGGGAGAAAUCGUGAUUCCAAGCCAGAGGACGCUUUAAGCCAGGUGCUGUUACCCUGGGGUCAGUGGACCCUUUAGAAGUUUAUAAACAGACUUCAGGAAAGUCUCAGAAUAUCUUGAAAUUGUACUGGAUUUGGGGAGGUGGCGGGGAGCAGGGAGAGGGGGGCUCAUAGCUUCCAUCAGCUCACAGUGGUCCCGGUAAUAAAAGGGCUAACAUUGCAUUAAAAGACGUAACAUCUUUUUAAUGUUGUUUUAAACUGAACCUCACUGGUUUAUUAUUAAUAAAGACAAAACUUCUUUUUUAAAA
Aethalodelphis obliquidens (Pacific white-sided dolphin) is the source of this 5404-nucleotide messenger RNA. It is a transcript of the gene DROSHA, whose product is annotated as drosha ribonuclease III. Gene Ontology annotation, biological process: pre-miRNA processing; rRNA processing; primary miRNA processing. The transcript is spliced from 36 exons. The coding region runs from base 307 to 4482 and encodes 1391 amino acids. Gene Ontology annotation, molecular function: RNA binding; ribonuclease III activity. The record is from RefSeq and is a predicted model, not a curated record. Gene Ontology annotation, cellular component: microprocessor complex; nucleus. NCBI's taxonomy places the organism in Eukaryota, Metazoa, Chordata, Mammalia, Artiodactyla, Delphinidae.